UGGCGGAGGAGUUCGUACUCCCGUCUCUCUCGGGACAAGGGAAUUGGUGCGGCGCGGCCGGCGGCGGUGACGGAGGGUUUUAUGCCAAUGGUUUUGGGUGAGCAACCAAGUGCGGAAUUGUGGGAUGCGUGUAAGAAGAAUGGAUAUGGUGAUGGAAAGCAGCAUCGGAUAAAUAGCCGGACUAGCUUGGCACAGCGAGACGAAGUGAUUAGAACUGUGUACGUCUCAGACAUCAAUCAUCAAUCAGGUCGUUGAUGUGUUCAAGGACUGUCUACUGUACAAAUAUUGACAAGAAGGUUUCUCAGGCAGAUCUUAAACUCUUCUUCGAAUCUAUUUGUGGAGAGGCUUACCGCGUAAGAGUGCUUGGCGAUUGUCAACAUUCGACGAGGAUUGCUUUUGUGGAGUUUGUGAUGGCUGAGAGUGCAACCGCUGCUCUGAACUGUAGCGGUGUGGUCUUAGGAUCCAUGCCGUUAAGGAUAAAGCCCUUAAAAGACUCCCCUCCCCGUGCGCCCGGGUUCACCUCAGUGUCCCAUGUGCUUUAAUCUUCGAGAGCUCCAGGAGGUGGCUGACAGCAGUGUAUAUCCACGCAUACAGAUAUUUAAGGUUUCUGGAACAUUGGGGCUUUGAUAUUUAUCCACGAUCAGGCACCAAGACCUUCAGAGUGUUUCUACGAAACAAAAUAUUCGGCCUGCCGAGGUCUUUCUUAGUUUCAGAUUGUAUCUUAUCAGAAGGGUGAGAGGUGUUUUUGUUAUUUAGUAUAUUUCCAUUACACUAAACUAUUAGCUACUGCAUCCAGGACUCUCACGAGCAGUUAUUUGAACUACGCCACUUUUCUGGAA
Messenger RNA from Musa acuminata AAA Group (dessert banana), 839 nucleotides. Its product is annotated as polyadenylate-binding protein-interacting protein 11-like. The coding region runs from base 255 to 542 and encodes 95 amino acids. Gene Ontology annotation, molecular function: RNA binding. The record is from RefSeq and is a predicted model, not a curated record. NCBI's taxonomy places the organism in Eukaryota, Viridiplantae, Streptophyta, Magnoliopsida, Zingiberales, Musaceae. The transcript is spliced from 8 exons.